Messenger RNA from Mesitornis unicolor (brown roatelo), 717 nucleotides. Its product is annotated as Golgi reassembly-stacking protein 2-like. The transcript is spliced from 3 exons. The annotation marks the transcript as partial. Lineage: Eukaryota; Metazoa; Chordata; Aves; Mesitornithiformes; Mesitornithidae. The record is from RefSeq and is a predicted model, not a curated record.
GUGUUCCAACAGUUCCAUUAUUACCACCACAAGUCAGUCAGUCCCUUACCUCUGUGCCACCAGUUAACCCAGCAACUACAUUACCAGGUCUGAUGCCAUUACCAGCAGGGCUUCCCAACCUGACUGAUCUGUCCAAACUCAAUUUACCUGCACCACACAUCGUUCCAGAAAUCAUACAGCCUGGUUUGCCACCCCUUCCCUCCUUGCCGCCUCUGAAUCUAAUGGGAAUAACACCUCUGUCCAUGCCACCCAAAUGUGUUCCUCUGCUUCCUUUGGUCACAGAGGCAUCUACAGUGCCUACAGAUUUGCUUCCCUCCAUCACUCAAGCCGGAGGCUUUUCCGUUGACCCUGGCACUACUGUAAAUGUAGAACAGACCUCUACGCUCACCUUGGAUAGCGCUACCCCGACAUCUAAGGCAGUUAUUGUUGAAAAAUCAAGUGAAUCCUCUGCAGUUAAUGAGAAAACAUCUGGAGUCACAGAUACACAAGCUUCUGAAUCAUAACUCCAGGUCACUCUGUUGGAUUGGCUUGGUAUUUAUUUAGCCAUGGGAUACAUAUUUGAAGAGCAAGCUGUCAUUAAUUUCAUACUAGUUUGUACUUUAAUCUUUAGGAGUCCUGUAAAUAAUAUGGAGGUAUAAUAAAAAUAAAAGGGGGUUUAUAAAGUGCGUGUGGUGGGAGGGGAGGAAGAGUACUUGUAUGUAACCAAAAAAAGUCAAG